GCAAGCAACCAGGGCCCUCCUGCACUCUACACACACACACACACAUGGCAGAAGUGCCAGGGCGUGAGCAGGCCACGUCGAGCGAGUCGCUCCAUGACGUGGUCGCCCACCCGGCGGGCCUCUCCAUUAACGCAGCCCUUCCUCCGAGCCUCUCCAUCAACGCGGCGGCUGACAGCUUUGAAAUGGGGCGCGACACUCGGCACCAUUGAUGUCACCAAUGCGGUAUGCAGUAGAUGACUCGAUCCAGCCAGUCCAUCCGGACGUGGUUGUGGCGCUCUCCACAGUCCGCGCCGGCAUUGCCAGCGGCGUCCAGCCGACCAGGGUCUCGCAGGGCUCGUCAGGCUCGUACUUUGUCCGCGACGCCAGCAACACCAUUCGGGCCAUCUUCAAGCCAAGGACGAGGAGCCGUACGGCGACCGAAACCCCAAGUGGAUGAAGUGGCUGCACAAGACGCUCGCUCCUUGCUGUUUCGGGCGGGCGUGCCUCAUUGCCAACCAGGGCUUUGUCUCGGAGGCUGCGGCGUUUGUGGUGGACGAGGCGCUGGGCCUCGACAUCGUCCCGCCGACCAACCUCGUCAUGCUCGCCUCGCCGGUCUUCAACUAUGGCCAGCAGUACGAGAACGGCAUCCGCCAGCCGCUCUCGCUCUCACCCAAGAUCGGCUCAUUCCAGCUGUUUGUCAACGGCUACGUCGAUGCGCAGACCUUUCUCGACACCCACGCCGAGGCCCUCGCCGAUCCGACCUCCCCGCUCGCGCGUGCCUUCCAGGCCCAGUUUGAGCGGCUGGUUAUCCUCGACUACAUCAUCCGGAACACCGAUCGCGGAACCGACAACUGGCUUGUCCGCGUCGACGACGCCAUGUCGGACGCGCCGCGUGUCGCCAUCGCCGCCAUCGACAACGGCCUCGCAUUUCCUUUCAAGCACCCUAACGGGUGCCGGACAUAUCCCUACGCCUGGGCCUCUCUUCCGCAGGCUGCCCUUCCGUUCUCGGACACGCUUGCCGCCGAACUCGAGCCGAUCCUCCACGACAACAUGAAGUGGGACUCGACUGCGGCUGCGCUGCGCGACGUCUUUGAGCUCGACACCUCGUACGACGACGAGUCGUUUGAGCACCAGAUGCAGGUCAUGCGCGGCCAAAUGGUCAACGCGCUCUCGGCGCUCAUGGCCAGGCUCUCCCCGCUGGACUUGCUGGAGCGCCCACCGAUCACCGUGGAGCACGACAUUGUUGCGGGCGGGUGGACCGAGCCGCAACUCGCCGACGCCAUCGCCUGCUUUUCGGGCUGGUGACGAGGAGCAUUGAAUCGACCGCCUCCUUGCAUGCGGUUUUACUGCGACUGCGCAAACUGCUGGACCAUGGCCUGCAGCCGCUGGAGCGGCGCGCCCUGGCGGCCAACCUCGGACGGCGACGACGAGAGCAUGAGCUGGCCGACGACUUGCUGCCAUGAGCCGCCCUGGUUGAAGAGUGAGGCCAGCCAGUCGGCAGUCAUCUGCUGCGAGGUGAGCGAGCCCAUGCGGAUGAGCAUGCGGAGGCAGCCGAUGAGCGUCGGCCGGUGGGUCGUGAGCGAGUCCAUAAUGAGGCCCGGGACGAGGAGGAAGAGCUCCUGAAGAACGCCGACGGUCUCGCCGCAAACCUCGUCAUCGCAGAGGCCGACAAAGACGUACUCGUGAAGGACGGACCAGACGCGCGACCACUCGGAGACCGCGCUCGAAUCGAGCGAGCGGGCCUCGGUCCGAACGGCGGCGCGGAGAACAGCCAUGUGCUCGCGCUCGAGGUUGUCGAGGCCACGCUCCUGGGUGAGGAGUACGAUGGCGUUGGCGAUGACCAGCGGGCUCCAGGUGUGGACUGGCGGCGGGAGUGUGUAGUCUUGGACGCAAAGACUAUGCGAGGCGACGACAAACGGGACCGCCUCGGCCCGGAUGAGCGAGUCGCGGAGCGGGUGCGGGAGCGAGAGAAGAACGAGGACGUAGUGGAGGCCGAGUGAGGGGUG
Thecamonas trahens ATCC 50062 is the source of this 1985-nucleotide messenger RNA. Its product is annotated as phosphatidylinositol 4-kinase type 2-alpha. The transcript has a single exon. Gene Ontology annotation, cellular component: plasma membrane; endosome; lysosomal membrane. Gene Ontology annotation, molecular function: 1-phosphatidylinositol 4-kinase activity. Bases 433 to 1284 code for a protein of 283 amino acids. Gene Ontology annotation, biological process: Golgi organization; endosome organization; phosphatidylinositol phosphate biosynthetic process. Lineage: Eukaryota; Apusomonadida; Apusomonadidae. The record is from RefSeq and is a predicted model, not a curated record.